Vollenhovia emeryi is the source of this 3839-nucleotide messenger RNA. It is a transcript of the gene Scp2, whose product is annotated as calexcitin-2. Lineage: Eukaryota; Metazoa; Arthropoda; Insecta; Hymenoptera; Formicidae. The transcript is spliced from 7 exons. Bases 248 to 799 code for a protein of 183 amino acids. Gene Ontology annotation, molecular function: calcium ion binding. The record is from RefSeq and is a predicted model, not a curated record.
AGGAGAAGCUCGGGCUCGCGGUGCGCACUUUGUGUUUCAUCUGUCCGUCAUACAGAUCGCACGAUCGCAUCGGUCUCGAUAUACGCACGUUUUACUCUUUCGCUCUCUCUCUCUCUCUCUCUCGCGACGACACUUAAUUCCCUGCUGCAUUCGGUUGCUUCGUGCGUCGCCUCCUCACGUCUUGGACGGGAUUUCUCGACAAGUUGGACUCUCUUUCUGCACGGCGACAUAUAAUAAGGGUCCAAAGAUGCCGUUAUCGGAGUUCCGCAAGAAAAAACUACUCUUCGUCUUCAACGCUUUCUUCGACGUUAAUCAAAGUGGCACCAUCGACAUAAAGGACUUUGAUCUUGCCGUGCAACGAAUCUGCAACUCCAGGCAUUGGAAACCGGACGAUGCCACAUCACAACAGAUCAAAGACACUUUAACUAAAGUUUGGGAGGGUCUGAAACAACGGGCCGACGCCGAUCAAGACGGACAGAUCAGUCGAGACGAGUGGUACUCGAUGUGGGAAGAGUACGCGAAAGACCCGGCGCACGCACUCGAGUGGCAACAAACGUACAUGAACUUCAUGUUCGAUCUGGAGGAUUCUUCCGGUGAUGGAUCGAUCGACGAGACUGAAUUCAGCAAGGUGUGCGGCAGUCACGGCGUCGAGGAGGCCGAGGCACGUGAGGCGUUCAAGAAAUUGGGGGUGGGCACGGAGGUGACUCGUGAGAAAUUCGCCGAUUUGUGGAAGCAAUAUUUCUGCUCCGACGACCCGGGCGUACCUGGAAACUUUAUAUUCGGAAAGACUUCCUUCUAACUCCGCCACCCUGCGAGACCGAAGACGCGCAUAUACAUAUUUUACGACGGAUUAACGUUUUACGCAAACACGCGACUCGUUAAUGAGAUAGUCGCGAUCCUGUAAUCUAAUAGUCAAAAUUCUAUUUCGUUUAUCACUCCUCGCUGUGUGAUUAUAUCAAGAUGGUGAGUAUAAUUAAACGAUUGAGAGAACUUUGCCUUGUACCUUCUGCUCUUUAUUACGGCUCUCUUGCACACAGUUGCAGCGUGUUUAAAUUGCGUUUACUACGGUAAAAUAAUUUCAGCCGAAUAGCAAAAUUUCGUCACACUAGAUCAUUUAGAGUUUGCAAUUUUAUUUAUCGCGUUACACCGGACAUUUUUAUCGCGUCCAUUAAAGAUUGGCACGCAACAAGGGAAAGUUAACGAAAUAAAAUAAACUUAAUCGGCAGCUCUUUCUUUCGUUGCUACCCCGCGUUAUUUCUUUGACGACUACUUUAAUCUUUCUGCCCGAUUCCAAAAUUUUCUGGAGCUUUGCUUUCGAUGUUCGACACGGCCGAAGUACUACGAAAACUCUACAAAUAAAUCUAAAGAUGCAUUGGUUUCUUUGAUUACAAAGCUUUCUAUGCUAAAUAUUUUAUAAGUGCGUGCUAGGAUUAAGUAUCUAUCUUUAUAGCGCAUAUCGAUCCAUUAUCACCGAGGAGCUAAUUAUGCUUCAUAGUUUGUAAAUAAAUGCCCUUCAAAUUAAUCAUAAAAGUGAUUACGCUAUUACGAUACGCGAAACGACAGGCGGGUGGCGAUCGAGAUGUUUUUCAUUGCAUUGUAUUCGGAACGCGUCCAUUAGGAUUGAGAGAUCAAUCAAUGAAAUCCGUAAAAGUUUACUUUUCUUGUACCGCCGAUCUCAUUUUGAGUAUACAUACGUCGAAUUGAACGAUACUCGUUUCGACAAUUUGCUGAAUCAAUUAACAUUUAGCGCCAAAAUGAGAGACGGAGACAAAAAGAGAAAAGACAGUGAGGCUCCCGACCUGCGAAAGAUAUUUCGAGAAUCGAAAAGAGUGCACUGAAAAAAAUUUCGCUACCGUAGCUAAUCAUGAUUUGCUAAAAAUAUUUUGCUGCCAUGACUAUAAAUUUUUAAAGGCACAGCAAACGGGUUUGCAAUCGUACCUAAUACAAUACAGUAGCAAAAUAUUAGCUAUCACAACUAAAUACUAGCUGUGCAUAUUCUACAACUAAAAUUUGGUUACUGCAUGCAGUUUUUAGCUACGGCAGCUACAUUCUUUUCCGUGUACCAAACCCAAGCGAAACAAGAAGUCAUGAUGAAGUCAACAUCACAUCAAAAUGACAUAAUGAUGUAAAAGCCAUAUUUUGAUCAUGACAAAAAAUUGAUAAAAUUAUGAUCUUGAAAUGUGGAGAUGCCGUUUUAUUGAUGGUUCGCCAUAAUUUGAACUUAUUGCCAGGUUAUUUCUGGCACUCAACAUUGUAUGUUAAUAAAUAUGUAUGCAAAAUGUUUUUUUAACAGUACUGAUACUAUUAUGAUAAGAAAUAUGAUUUGUAAGUAUGAUAAAAUAUUGAUUGAGCUUUUAUUUUGUAUCUUGUGAAUGGAAAAUCAAGAUAUCAUCGUUUCAAAAAUGAACUAUUUUCACAAAUUCGUUAAGUAUAAUAUUUGUGAGAUUUUAAUUAUUCCUUGCGCAUAAGUGAUUCGUGUUCUUUCAGUAAAAGCCACCGAAAAAUCAAAAUAUGGUCAUAAAUACGUCAAGUUAAGUUUCAUUAAAAGUAUUAAAUGACAUUAUCUUGCGAUAUCUUUUCAGAAAUGAUUACUUUUUGUUUCCUGACUUUUAAAUGACUUUUUGUUCUGUUUUGAAACAAGCUCACCUCUUGCAAUAUUUUUUUAAAGGUACGGUAGUAUUCACUUUACCAAUAGUUAUCCUUUGCCAAUCCUUUGUACAGAGCGAGGCUUUUUUAUUAAUUUGAAUCCCUUUUACUCUCUCUUGUUUUGUUAGUAUAUAUCGUAGUAGUUUGUAUCUGUUUCCGAGCCACGCUUUUUUGCCGAAGAGAGGAAUUUAAUCGUCAGGUACGGAAACCUCGUGUGCGAGCGAUUUACGAAAAAAGAAGAAAGCGCGAAGCAGAUUGAUAAUAAACAUGUUACUUGAUUAACGACUGUUUCAUCAUGCAAUGACGUGUGUUAUAUCACAUUGUAAAGCAAAUAUUGUAAAGCGUACAUUGUUACGUUGUACGAAAAUUGAAUUUUAUAUAGACAGUCGUUCGAUCAAUUGGCGAUUAACUGGCGCCAUAUUGUCGCUUUACUGUCAAUUACUAUCUCAUUGUGUUACAAAUGUGACGGAAAUUGCGUUGUGUAACAGAGAUCGUUGUUGUGUCACUGUAUCUUAUAUAAGUAUAUAAAUGCAUUCAAAUGCAUUGUGAAAUUAGGUGUUUUUCGGAAAUUAACGGUUGUGUUGUAACAAUGGGUGUGUAUCCUACUGUAUGAAGAGCAAAUUGAAUUGCUUGGAACGAUAGUAAUCUAAUUUGCGUAUCUCAAUGUUGAUUUCCGUUAAACGGUAAACAUUUUUGCGACUGACGACGCUUGAAAAAUUGUAUUCCUUAGAUUCGUUUUAAUUAUCAAUCACUGCCGCCGUAGAGAGACAAACAUAACGUACGUAUUAUAUCAAAACAGCAGUAUGUUCGAUUCCAGCGAGUGUAAAUAAUGUUAAAUCAUCAUACGAAUAUUUUCUGUACCUAUUAGAGAAAGUGGAUGUAUCGAUAAUAACCGCAGAAUUCUCGUCCGCCAUAAGUCACGUAACAAUCAUUCAACAGACAUACGAUAAUGCGGCUAUAAACUAGAAAGAAAUAUGUAUAUGAGUGUGAUGAAACAUACGCUGUCAAUUGAAAACAUCCCGAUACGGAUUAAGCAGCACCGUUUAAUUUUAACAAAACAAUUCACAACGCGUGCACUUUCGUUCGUAAUUUUAUGCACGGAAAAAAGUGGUGUUGUGUCAACAAUAUCAGUGUAAUUGAAAUGAAGUCGUUGAAACAACAUCAGUAUUAAUAAAUGAAAAAUAUCUGAUAGU